This is a messenger RNA of Cladocopium goreaui, 2461 nucleotides long. The record is from the annotation of a GenBank genome assembly. Lineage: Eukaryota; Dinophyceae; Suessiales; Symbiodiniaceae.
AGGAUCAAGGAUCGUAGUCAUGCCAACACCAGCCUCAGUGGCCGAAGGAUCUAAGGCGCAGCCACAAGCUCCUGGACGCUUCAUUGUUACCAUGAAUCCAAUUCUUCAGGCAGUCUUUGGCGUCGGGACAUCGGGGAGUCCAGACUGGACAACAACAUGCACUGUGACAGAAGCAGAUGCUACCAUGCUCAAGAUGCAAGAGUCUUCCUUCCUUGGCGUUGAAGGGGCCACAUCUCUGAAAGCCGAAAUCACAGGCAAGAUUCCUGAACUGAAUUCUGCGGCUCACUACCGGUCAGCCAGAAAUUUGAUGCAGGACUUGGGAGGUGCUCUAGCUGUCAAGGAAGAGCUGAUCUACUCUGGAUAUGUCAGCGGUGAGACCUCCAAGCUCACCUUGCUUGAUAGACCUAUGAACAUUUUUGCCCUUCUGUCCAGUGGGAAGCUGAAGCAGCCAGAAUCUGAAUCCGAGCAGGACUUUCUGGGCACCUUCAAGACCAAGUUCAAGAUUUGCAGAAACAAACUGGAGAAUGACAUCAACUGGGAUAAUCCGGACAUGAAGUGGGUGAAGACGGCUUCUAUGGCUCGGAUGCAUAGGUUCCUGACAACCAGGGAUUUACAUUAUCAAUGGUUCAACCCGCUGGUCUUCGGACUGGUCCCCACAGAGGAUGAUGGUGUCAAUGCUAGAGCAGCUUUGGCAGAGGUUGAGCAGAUGAAAUCGGCAGCACUCCUUUUCGCCAAGAAUGCUGGUUGGUCAGACAAGAUCGGGCUUUUUGUCAACGUGUUCGGUCACAACAAUGUGAAUUCCCUUUUCAUUCAUGUCCUAGACAUGUCAGAGCUUGGGCCAGCAUUUAGCUACCACUCCUUCAAGAAUCUACCCCUCGACGAUGUUAUCAAGGUUCUGCGGGAGGAGGCAGCUAGCAACUUUCUCCCAGCCCCUGUGAGAACAACAGAUCUCCCCGGCCUGCUUGAGAAAGCAGGUGCCAGGCGGCGUAGAGAUUCAACCGUGGGAGACACUACUAAAACCCUUGGCAACUUCUUCUUCGCAGGCACCGAUGGUGCAACAUCUGUGAAAGCAGAGGUUGUCGGUCGGCUUCCUAUCAUCAAAGAUGCAGCCAGCUUCAGAGCUGCCAGGAGAAUGCUCACUGAAGAGCUCGGAGGGAUGGCCACUUUGAAGGAAGAGCUGAAUCGGAGUGGUUUCAUAGACCCGGUGACCGGCAACCUCACAACUGGAACACGGCCCUUCAAUGUGUUUGCUCGCAUUGGUGGGGGAGUGAUGACACAGCCGGGUAUGGACAAAGAGCAGGAAUACCUGCAGGAGUUCAAGGAUCAUUUCAUCAUUUGCAGCAACUUGCCCGCCAAUGAUGAGCAUUGGGACUCAGACGACAAGGAAUGGGUUGGAAAAGCUUCAAUGUCCAAGCGACAUCGCUUCUUGACCUGCAAGGAUUUGCAUUGGCAAUGGUUCAAUGUCUUGGGAUUCGGGCUCUUACCCGAAUCCAAAGGCGGUGCUGGACUUGGUCGUUCCAUUGCCUUAGUUGAGGUGAUGAAGGCGGCGGCCCUGCGGUACACUUCAGUGUGCCCAGGAUGGAGUGACCGAGUGGGCCUUUUCUUUCAUGUCUUUGGCCACAACUCUGUGAACUCUCUACAUCUCCAUAUUCUUGACAUGGCAGAACUUGGUCCCACUUUCUGGCAUUAUGAGUACAAGAACUGCCCUCUAGAUGUUGUCUUGAAGGUCUUGAAGGAGGAGGCAUCUGCCAAUUCAAUGGGAUCGGAAAACUAUGGUCUCAUGGCAGAGGUGACAGCUGCCGCAAAAGCUGCAGCAGCUGCUGCUGAAGCAGCUGUAGCAGGAAAUCGUCCAUCCAUUCGAAUGGCUAACGGUGUUGAGAUUUUGAAUUUGAAUGUUGGCGGAGAGCUUUUUGCAGUGACCCGAGGGUCGAUGCUGCAGGCCCCUCCUGGUAGUUUGCUCCACAAGAUCUUUGCUCCAGAAAGCAGGUGGCUGUCCAAUCUUGAUGCAAACCAGCGACCGUAUCUUGACUAUCCAGCGACUGCUUUCAGGUAUAUUGCAGAUCACUUCAGGUUGCUUUCACAGCUUUCUCCAGAGAAUGUGUUACGACCAGUGCAGGUCCCAGCCAACCAGGAAAAACAAGUCAGAGAAUUGGCUUGGAUUUUGGGAGUUGAAGACAUUGUAUUCAAUCCACAGUAUGGGACAGACCCCACCCUUCCGAGAUUACCACCUCGCAAGUGGCAGCUCUGCUGUGCCCGACGCUCGCCUAGGGUAUCCACAAAAGCCCCAGAUCCUCCAAGUUCAACGGAUUCCAAGGUGUGAUGUUUCACCGCUUUGCCUGUUUCAAUGUGAAAGCCUGAUCCAAAAAUGAUGCAAGUGCAAUCAAUAGGUUUUCCACCAGACGAGUGACGAUUGGAGCCCACAUCUACAACAGACCAGUUGAUUCCAGUCCGCAGACUAUCC